Messenger RNA from Nicotiana attenuata, 792 nucleotides. RefSeq lists its product as uncharacterized. The record is from RefSeq and is a predicted model, not a curated record. NCBI's taxonomy places the organism in Eukaryota, Viridiplantae, Streptophyta, Magnoliopsida, Solanales, Solanaceae. The coding region runs from base 1 to 792 and encodes 263 amino acids. The transcript has 2 exons.
AUGGGGAUUAAGAGUGGGUUGAUGCCCUUUAUAGGGUUGGAUGGAACUUUUUUGAAAGGGAAAGUUAAGGGUCAGCUCUUGGUGGCAGUUGGUCAAGACUCUGCAAACCACUUUUAUCCAUUAGCUUGGGCUAUUGUGGAUAAAGAAACAAAAGUCACAUGGAAGUGGGUGCUUCCUGAGGCACACCACAGAUUUUGUGUUAGACACAUAGAAGCAAACUGGUGCAAGAGAUGGGGAUCUGGGGAAUACAAGAAAUAUCUGUGGUGGGCAGCUUGGAGUACCUAUGAAGAGGACCUCCAAGAUCAGUUGAAGAGUAUGAGCCAAGUGGAUGAUGAUGGUAAAGCUGUUGUUGAAGAUCUGUUAAAGUAUCCAGCUACCUGCUGGAGUAGGGCCUUCUUUGAUACUACCUGCAAGAACCAGUCAGUGGAUAAUAACCUGACUGAGUCCUUCAAUGCAUGGAUAUUGCAAGCUAGGCACAAGCCAAUUAUAAAGAUGUUAGAGGAGAUAAGAAUCAAGGUUAUGAAUAUGUUGAAUGAUAAUGAAGAUGAAGUGAUGGGGUGGGGAAGUGAGUACAGUCCUAAGACUCUAAAUCUAUGUAAUCAAUUCAUGAGGAUUACACAAAAGUGUCAUGUGAAUGGCAGUGCAGACCAAGGUUAUGAGGUGACAGAAGGUAGUGAUAGGCAUAUUGUCAAUCUGGGGGCAAAAAAUGCACUUGCAGGACAUGGGACCUUUGUGGAAUCCCAUGUCCUCAUGCAAUAUGUGCCCUACUGUACAAGAAGGUUGAUACUCUGA